Molecule: messenger RNA, 869 nt
Organism: Thalassophryne amazonica
Lineage: Eukaryota; Metazoa; Chordata; Actinopteri; Batrachoidiformes; Batrachoididae
Gene: rpl7
Product: ribosomal protein L7
Exons: 7
Coding region: 79-816 (245 amino acids)
Biological process (GO): maturation of LSU-rRNA from tricistronic rRNA transcript (SSU-rRNA, 5.8S rRNA, LSU-rRNA)
Cellular component (GO): cytosolic large ribosomal subunit
Molecular function (GO): RNA binding; structural constituent of ribosome
Source: RefSeq, a predicted model, not a curated record
GCAGCCCGCCCGCAGGGGUCCUAAAUGUUUGAUGCCGCACAUGCGCAGAAAUGAUUUUUCUCUUUCUCGGUGGACGCCAUGGCGGAUGCACAAAAAAAGGUUCCAGCGGUCCCUGAGAGCCUUUUAAAAAGACGAAAGGCCUUCGCUGCCAUGAAGGCCAAACGCAUCAAGAAGAUGCUGGCUGAGAAAAAGGCUCGCAAAGUGAAGAGGAAGCUUAUCUUCAAGAGGGCCGAGCAGUACCACAAGGAGUACAAGCAGAUGUACCGGAGUGAGAUCCGAAUGUCCCGUAUGGCUCGCAAAGUAGGAAACUACUACGUGCCAGCAGAACCAAAACUGGCUUUUGUUAUCAGGAUCAGAGGUAUCAAUGGUGUAAGCCCUAAGGUCCGCAAAGUUCUGCAACUGCUCCGCCUACGCCAGAUCUUCAACGGCACAUUUGUCAAGCUGAACAAGGCUUCAAUGAACAUGCUCAGGAUUGCUGAGCCAUACAUUGCUUGGGGGUACCCCAACUUGAAGUCUGUACGUGAGCUUAUCUACAAACGUGGUUAUGGCAAGAUAAGGAAACAACGCAUUCCCCUUACAGACAACGCUCUGGUGGAGAAAACUCUUGGCAAAUACGGCAUCAUCUGUGUUGAAGACCUCAUCCAUGAAGUCUAUACAGUUGGAAAGAACUUCAAACUCGCCAACAACUUCUUGUGGCCCUUCAAACUGUCGUCACCUCGUGGUGGUAUGAACAAGAAAACCACACACUUUGUGGAGGGAGGAGACGCUGGCAACAGGGAGGAUCAGAUCAACAGAAUGAUCAGGAGGAUGAACUAAAGUUAUGGUUUUCACAGGGCUCAAAUUGUACAAUAAAAUAUGGAAAACUGAAA